This is a messenger RNA of Dermatophagoides pteronyssinus (European house dust mite), 594 nucleotides long. Its product is annotated as rRNA-processing protein FCF1-like. NCBI's taxonomy places the organism in Eukaryota, Metazoa, Arthropoda, Arachnida, Sarcoptiformes, Pyroglyphidae. The record is from RefSeq and is a predicted model, not a curated record.
AUGGGCAGAGUCCGGAAGACAAGAAAGGUGCAGAAAAUUCUGCGUGAGUCGGACGAUCGCGUGCAGCAGGCGCUCAAAGUCUCGCAGGCGCUAGUCCCGACAAAGCGCAGCGCCGCUCCGCCCGGCAAAAGUCGCGACAAAGCGCACCAUAUCGAAGAGAUUCCGCUUUCGAUGUUUUUAAAAGCGAAUCUCGCGUUGGGGCCGCCGUUUCGCAUUUUGCUAGACACGAACUUUAUCAACUUCAGCAUACAACACAAGAUCGACCUAUUUCAGGGCUUGAUGGACUGCUUCCUCGCAAAAUGCAUUCCAUACGUGACUGACUGCGUAGCAGGCGAGCUUGAGAAAAUGGGCCACCGUUACCGGCUCGCGCUGAAGCUUGCGCACGACCCGCGCAUUGUGCGGCUUACGUGCGAUCACCCGGGCACCUACGCGGACGACUGCAUCGUUCGCCGUGUCACAAACCACCGCUGCUACGUCGUAGGCACGAGCGACAAAAAUUUAAAGCUACGACUUCGGAAGAUUCCUGGCGUGCCGAUAGUGUACGUCGCGAAACACAAAUACGAACUCGAGCGACUGCCCGAGGUCGCUUUAUAA